AGGCACAAGAAACGGGCACCCGAAAUUGCGUUAAAUCACAGAAAUAACAUAGCCAUAAAUCUCACCCUCCGAUACCAAGAAAUUCUCCCUCUUUUAUUCAGCUAACCUUACAACCCUCCCACAUUUUUUUGUAUCUAUAUCCUCGUCUUCCCCUUCUCUUACAGGAAGGGCAGAGACCAGACAUCAAUCACCUACAACCUCUCUCUCUCUCUCCCCUAGCUACAAAGCUCACAACUUUCACCAUUUCUUUCCGCAAUACGUACCUGAAAAUGGAAUAUAAGCCUUGGCUAAUAUUCCUCCUCCUUGCCUUGGCCGUGGUGGCCGAGUCGUCUACAUUCCAUGCGCCCGACGGCUGGGGUAUCAACAAAGUUGGCACAGGCUCAUGCAAUGGCGUAGUGGGUGACUGCAUUGGCGAGGAGAAUGAGAUGCUGAUGGAUUCUCAUCAUGGCCGAGAUCUUGCGCAGCGCAAGAAGUACAUCAGCUAUGGAGCUCUGAAGGCCAACUCGGUUCCAUGCGGCCGCCGCGGCAACUCCUACUACAACUGUCAAAAGAGGAAAAGGGCUAAUCCUUAUAAGCGCAGUUGCAACGCCAUUACACAUUGUGCCAGGAUCACUGAUUGAUCAAAAAGAAGAAGAUCGAAGAAUAUAAUUAACUGCAUGCAUGCGCGAAAGAGAGAUCAGAAAAGCUGACGAUCAUCAAUAAGAUUUACUACGUAUAAAAACUCUAAUAUUGGUAAA
Juglans regia (Persian walnut) is the source of this 737-nucleotide messenger RNA. Its product is annotated as protein RALF-like 19. Bases 270 to 620 code for a protein of 116 amino acids. The record is from RefSeq and is a predicted model, not a curated record. Lineage: Eukaryota; Viridiplantae; Streptophyta; Magnoliopsida; Fagales; Juglandaceae. The transcript has a single exon.